Plasmodium gonderi is the source of this 1032-nucleotide messenger RNA. RefSeq names its product variable surface protein. Lineage: Eukaryota; Apicomplexa; Aconoidasida; Haemosporida; Plasmodiidae. Bases 1 to 1032 code for a protein of 343 amino acids. The record is from RefSeq and is a predicted model, not a curated record. The transcript has 3 exons.
AUGAAUGGUACUAUUUCAGAGCGAGAUGACUUCAAUUUUAAUGGUAUGUUCCACACGUGUAUAUAUAGUUUCAACUGGAAUAUAGAUGAACACAGAUCUGAAUCUGAUCAAAAAUUUACAUUUCUUUGUAGUAAUUAUUUUAAUGAUGUAAUCAAAGGUGUUGGUUCACCAACUAUUUUUUCUAAAUGGUGUCGAGUUCUUUGUAUGUAUUUAGAACAUAUAGAAAGUUCUAAACGUAAUAAUGCGCAAGAAUGUUGUAAAUUAUUCUAUUAUAAACUGGAAAAAGAUAUAAUUGAUAAAUUUGCAAAAGAAAAAAAUAUUAACGCUAAGGAAUGCUAUCAGAAAAUGAUAGAUUAUAAACGAGAGAACAUUAAUACAACCAUAUCUGAGAUAUGUAAAAAUUAUUCUGAACAUAUUGAUCAAGAUACAUUUACAGUAUUGGGAUAUCUGUUUGAAAUAUAUGAAUACAUUGAUAUUUUUAAAGAAAUGAAAAGAAGUGACACUCAAAAGAUGAACGCUUUCCAGGAGAAAAUUUUUAAUUUAGCAAAUUAUCCUUAUAAUAAUAAGAGCCUACUUAAGGAAGAACUGGAAAAAAUUAUUGAUAUAUGUAAAGGCUAUAAAAUAAGGUGGACAGUACAUCCUUAUAAUUAUGCCGCAGAUCGCAUAACUGACAGUUGGAUAAAUAAAAUAAGAGGUAAAUUCGAUGAGGAAGUCGAAAAAAGGAGUAUUGAGCAUGAAAAGAAUAUUCCUGGAAUAAAUGUAAUAGAACCUCAUGCUUUAAUGAACACUGGUACAGAUGUUGUAUCAAACACAGGAAUAGGUAUAGGAAUGGUUUUUAUAAGUUUUUCAAUAUUAAUUAUUAUGAUUAUUUUAUAUAAGUAUACCCCUUAUUUUUCAUUUUUACAACCAAGAUUAAGGAAAUUAAGAAUAACGUUUAAUAAAAAUAAAAAAUAUAUUCCGGACUUUAUGUAUUCAUUUGAUGUUAAAUACAAAAAUUCAGUGGAACAUAGUCAUAAAAUAGCAUAUAAUUAA